AAAUAUUUUUGUUGUAUGAUGCACACCACUUGGGCGUGUGCAUAGUUACGGUUGUAAAUAUUGUAUGCAAUAGUUCUUCUAUUCCGAGUGUAACUUUGGGUCGCGAGAGGGACUGAACUCGGUUACUCAGUUGCAGUUACAUUCAGUGCGAAGCCUAACUCGCCUCACUUGUGUGUGUCAGAACCAGUCAAAACUGCUAUUUGUGAAUAUCAGCGAGUGUGUUGUGUAUGUGGUCUUAGCGUAAGAAAGAGAGCGAAGAAAAUGCCGUCGUCCCAUCGGCAUUUUGACAACUGUUGAAAAAUAUUUACAACACCGCAGAAACAUUGGAAUAAAAAUUAAAGAAAAUACAUAAGAGAAACGAAAUUGUAUACACCAGGAUCGAAGACAAAAUACACGGAGCGAUAACAGCAAAACAAACAUAAAAUAAUACAUCUUAAUGGGGCGUUUAAUUUCGCGUGAGAGGACCUAAUUCGUUCAUAAUGUGUGUAUAUAAUAUAUGAAGGCACAAAAUUGUAUGGAUUCUAUAAGGAUAUUGUUUUUAAAUGGAAACAAUUAAGGACGUUGUGUGUGUAUUGAUUACGGUAUAGGUUAUGUUUCCAACUUGCAUUAGCUUCCUAGAUAUUCAGUCAUGGUGGGAAGUCCCCAGCAUUGCUCAUUUCUGUUCUCUUUUUCGUACAACUUUCAACCUUCUGGAUUUUGAUAUUGAGGAUCUUGAGGAAGCCUUACUUGCUGAUGGUACUGAGGAAACAUCGUGGCUGCAAGAGUUAAUUGUUUUACUUCUCAAAGGUUGCCAGCCCAGAAAUGAGAUAUCUGUGUCAAAUUAUCAGAUGUUUUUGAGACGGCUCUUCCGUAGGAAAUGUCAACAGCAUAAUAUAACAAAUCCAUUUAACACUGAUAUUGAUUUCCAAUUGUUACCACUGAGAGCUAAAGUUGUUAUACUUAGUACUCUUUGUGAUUUUCGUUUGGAUGCAGCUGAUGUGAUUGGGCAGUUACGAAAGUUAGAAGCAGAUAGCUUAAGGGUUGAACCUUUGGGUUAUGAUAGCAACAAAUCAGCCUAUUGGUAUUUCUAUGGCACUCGUUUAUAUAGAGAGGAUAAACCUAAAAGUAAAAAUCCAAUUUGGCAAGUGGUGUGCUUCACUUUGAAUGAUUGGACACAAUUAGCUAAGAAGUUUGAGAACUCCAAAUGUAGGGCUGAAUGCCAGUUGUCCUACACCCUCAAUGAGAAUUUCCUACCAGAACUUCCUAGUUUGUUCAAUGAGAAGGAGAGUCUUGCCCGAAAAAGGUUAAUAGAACGUUUGCCAAGACGGUCUUCAAAUAGACUUAAAAAUAAGGUAGAGGAGGAUCAAUUCCUCCAGCGAAAAGUUCUAACUAGUCAGACUGGCUUUGACGAAGAAUCACGGUGGAGAAUUGAACCAGACAAGAAGCAUCAAGAAGAAAACAUUCGCGAGCACAGGAGUAAAACGUACGAAAGAUUAAGACGUCGGGAUUUGCGACAGCUUCGUGAACACGUUGAAAGCGAUUUCUCCGACGACGGCCGGUAUGAAAUGGCCGGAGCCAAGGGGAAGGAUAAGAAAACCAAAGGGAGUCCCAAACAGAAAAAGGAUGAUGGAAGAGAUGUUUCAAGUAGAAGAAGUGGAUCUGCAGUUGGAAACAAGAACGCCAAAGGUAACGAUGGAAAGGACUCAAAACCAGUGGGUAGACAGACAAACAACUCACUUGCAUCAGCUACAGGGCAGAUUCUUAUUCAGCCUGUAUCAAAUCCACAUAGAAAGAAAAUGAAAACUUCACAAGUUUUCAGUCAAUCAGAAGAGGACCUGCAAACAGGCCUACAUAAAAUUUUGGACCAUGUUAAAAAUCAUGACGAUGCUUGGCCUUUUAUUGACCCAGUUGAAGAAGAAUAUGCUCCAAAUUAUUAUUCAAUAAUACGAAAACCAAUGGACCUGCAAAGUAUGGAAGAUCGGUUGGAUUCGGGGCACUACAAAACUUAUUCUAAGUUUAAAACUGAUUUCCAAUUAAUAGUCGAUAAUUGUAGACUUUACAAUGGCGCUGACAAUGAAUAUACAGAGAUGGUUGAUAAUUUGCUAGAAGUUUUUAACUGCGCAGUGGAAAAGUAUUUGGAACAAAUUACUUCUUCCGAUGAAGAAAUUGCCGUGGAAUAUCCUAAUGCAGAUAAGGAUAAAGCGAAUAAGAAGAAAAAAUGCGACGUUGUGGUUUCAGGUACAAAGAGAAAACCAUCUCUUGCGGUACAACCAGAUAGAAAGAAGGAAAGAUCACCUUCAGAAGAGUCUUUACAUUCUAUUGAAGAUAUAAAAGAGGUAGAUGACAUUAAAGUUAAUAAAUCAAUUAAGAAAACAGGGAAGGGUCCAGGAAGAGGCAGAGGUCGAAAGCCACGUGAAAUUCCUUUUGAAGAAAAGGUGACAAAAUUAAAAAAGACUGAAACGAAAAGUAACAAAAAGUUAGAUUUAGUUAAGAUAAAAGAAGCAAAGAAGGAAGAUAAAUCUAAGAGUAAACAAGAAGAGAAGGUUAAGAAAACAGACAAAGCAGUUAAAGAUAAUGAUAAACGGAAACAGGAUGAGACAACAGAGAAAGUAAAUAAAAUGAAAAAAGUUAAAAAAAGUGAAUUACCAAAAUCCAAGAAACCUGAACCAGAAAAAACUAAAAAAUGUCAAGUCGAUGAAGUUAAAAAUAAGAAGGAUCUAAAAAGUAAGACAACUGUUGCUAAGAUAAAAAAGUCUGAUCAAGUAGAGGAAAUGAAAAAGGCAAAAAGUAUAACAGCAAGUAAAAAAUCUGAUAAAAAAGCAGCUGUUUGUAAACCUAAAGUUGAGGAAAAGAAGAAAGUUGCUAAGAAAAGAAAACGAUCACCCUCUAUGAGUAGUCCUGAAAGACGAAAAAGUAAAAGUCCAACUAGGGAACCAUGGAGUGUCAGUCCACCACCAUCAUGGCCACCUUCAAGUCCAGAAAACAAUUCAAAAAAGAAAGACAGUGCCGUGAAGGAUGUUGUAAAUGAAAUAGGUAAAAACAAAGUAAAAAAUGACUUGUCAAAAGAAACCGUCAAUGAAGAUAAAGAUAAAAAAACAGAUUGUGAAGUUCCAAAACAUAAAGACAAACAUAAUAAAUUACGUGAGACAAUUGAGAAAUUAAAAGCAAAAUCAGACAUGACUAAAUUAAGUAAAGAUAUGAAAGUAUUUGAGUUUGAGAGCGAGAAACCAAAGGAUAUUAAAAAGGAUCAUGUAGAUUUAAAAAAGAAAGCCAAAAUUAGUAAGAAAGAUGAUUACGAGGAUGGCAAUAGUACAGCUGACAGUGUACAGUCGGAUAAGAAAUCUAAAAAGAAAAGCGGGAAUAAUUCGAAGCCUCUCGAAUAUGAUGCUCUUAACUUAGCCACCGAGCAAACGUUGAAGGACAUCAAUAAGUGGUUAGACAGUUCACCUAGUUUUACUUCAGCAAGUAAUUCACCAUCACAUUUUGGAGAUGAAGUCGAUCCAAUUAAAAUCAGCGUGGAGAUAGAUAAAAAGAAAGUUGAAAAACCUGUGGUACCAAAGAAAGAUGUCGGAAAAGAGACAAAGAAAAGACCGUUUCAAAGAGAUCCCAACAAACGGCGGAAAGAAGUCCAACGUACCAUAGAUCGUUUACAACCAGGCAAAAGCAAAGGGAAUUUGAUAACUAAUGUACAGAGUACAGCUAAGACAGAUGAUAUUUUCCCUUUGGGUCCCUUAUCUAAAAUAAAGGACACUAAAAAUUCGCUGAUUGUUAAAACGGACGACACUGCACCAAAACUUAGUUUGGGUUCGGUUUUGGACAGUUUUGGCGAGCAUAAAUUCGUUGAUGAUGAAAUCAAAGAGAGCAAAUUAAAGGAUGUGGAAGAUACCAAGAAAACUGACGUUUUGGCAGAUGCUGAAAAGAAAAUUGGUGAAAAUAGUGUAGAAAAAGAAUGUGUUAAAGAUGAGGCUAAAGUUGAACCGAUAAAAUUAGAUAAUAGCCCGGGCGUUGCAACUCCCAACUUAAGUGCCUGGUUCAAAGCCUUCGGUGCUCCUAAAGUACAACCUUCAACGACCAAGAAGCCAGAAAAGGAAGAAAAGAUUGAAGAGGUUAAAAAGGACGAAGUAAAGAAAGUAGUUGUCGCUGAACCGUCGCCAAAUUCAGACAAUUUGGUCAUGCAAGUUGGACAGCCGAUUGCGCGACAACGUAAGGUCAGUACUGGAAGUAGCAUAUCUGAACGUUCUUCUUUUUCUCAAGAUAUGGAUUCACCUCGGGUUGGCAUUGACGAGCGGAUUGGUGCAUAUCCUGCGCCUUAUCCUUCUCCACUUCAUAAAUCACCUUCUGGAGCGUCUCCUAACUUGCCAUCUCCUCGACCUGAUGUCUCUCCAAAAUAUAAUUUUAAUAAUGGGCAAAUACGUGUUGGCUUCUAUCAAGACACGGUUUCUACCAAAAGCAGUCCUGAAAAAUCUUGUAGUCCACGAGAUAAUCCACAAUCGCCCUAUUCUCAAUAUGGUGAAAUGUAUCCAAAUAAUCAAAAUUACAGCUACACCAAUCCAUAUUAUCCGCCAAAUUACUCAACUUCAAAUCCAACACCACCAUAUAAUAAUGAGCAAAGUAAUCAAGGUUAUUACGAUCAGACGAAGAGUGUAAAUUCACCAGUGAACAGCCCAGUUGCACACUCGCCGAUUAACCAACAAGAUUCUCCCACAAUUAAUCAGCCUCAGCAGUCACCUAGUUUGAGUCAACAAAAUUCGCCUAGCGUAGACUCGUAUCAGCAAAAUAGUCCCAAUAUGGAUAUACUUUCAAUGGAAGGAUAUCAACGACAGAAUCAAUCUCAAUUGCCUUCACCGAAUUAUAAUAGGCAGGGUCAACAACAGCAAGGCAUGGCGAUACAACAUAAACAAAAUAUACAAGAGACACAAGCUAUGACUCAUCAACAAAUAUCUCCCAAAUAUCAGCAGCAAGAUAAUAUGCAAUUGCAUGUUCCAAAGAUUGACCAUAAUGCGAUGCAAUCACAAGAACCUCAGCAAGAACGACAAUUAUCUCGACAAAUGACCCAAAUGCAUCAAACAAUGUUUACACAACAACAACGUCAUAUGAUCCACCCACAGCAGCAACAACAGCAGCAGCAAACGCCACCAUCACAACAACAAAAUGAAUUAUAUUCUUUAGAUAAUUAUAGAAAUAGUCAAACAUUAGAUCCAAAUUACCGCCAGAGUCCGCAAAUGAUUAAUGAGACACAACAACAGCAACAUAUAGUAAAACAGCAAAAUGCUUCUGCUCCUCCACCAACUACUUUUCCAGUAAAGAAAAGGGCAUAUAGCGAAAUAGAUCAAUUUCAAGAGCAACAAUUUACUACUCGUAACAUAGAAGCCCCAGUAAUAAUGGCGAAUCGAUUGGAGCCUGUCAAUGCAACUGAACAAGGACAAGGGGCCAAAUAUGUACAUCAAAAUAUACCAGAACCAAGAUCAAUGCCUAAUUCGCAGAUGAUCCAAAAUCAAUCAAGUGCAGGUGUUAUAUUAAAUACCACUGGUGGGCCUCAGCAAGAUAAUGCCGCUUUGAGGAAUUUCUCCCCAACAGUUUCAAAUCCUUACAAUUACAAUACAGAUUCAUAUCCUUUAAAUAUACCAUCAAGGGCACUGCAACAGGAAAGAAAAACUACUGAUUUGUCCAAAUUUGCAGAUAUGCAGCAGGCAAGAAAAUCUACAGAUUUGUCCAAAUUUACGGAUAUGCCAGCUUACAAUAGUGCUGCGGGAAUGGAUUUUACACGCAACACUACACAAUUCAAUAAACCCGACUUGAAUUUUCCGAAGGCUACGAUACAGAAUGUACAGACGUCUGAGCAACAAAUACGUUUCCCUGAUGCAGCUACAAAUAUGAUAAACUAUAAAUCAUCUCAAGCUCCAAAUCAACCGACAACAAGUUUAUCUGAAGUUUCAAUACCAAGACCUACUUACAGUGCACCAACAACAUUAGAAAUGGAUCUUAGAGGAAAUUUAGCUAAUCUUUCACAUAUAGUGGAACGAUAUCCGAAUGACGAAAGGGUAUUACCGGGUUUACAAUCUAGCGCUCCACCGGCAUAUAACAUGACACCAGCACAACAUAUGUUUAGUAAACCUAAUGCAUCGAUGUUCACACAACCUAAUUCAAUGCCUGCUUAUACUCACAACAUCCAAAAUAAUGCCAUGUACAAUAGACCUAUGUCCGAAAUACAAGGUCCAGCUCCUGUUAAUAUGAUGGGGCAGGAUCGAAAUGCAGGGGUUAACACACCGACACUUCAGCAGCAAAUGCAAGAGAAAAAAACCAAAAGACGUAAAACAACAAAAGCAGCAGUAAAUCCUACACCAUCCACUGUUAUGGAAACGAAUCCUACGGCUGUCUCAACACAAGGAUUCCAAUCCUACAAAAAUCCCGGAUCAAUGGAGCCCAGCGCUAUUUCGUUAAAAACAGCAAGUGUACCAGGUAGUGCCUUUAAUUUUGGUCCCACCGCGCCUGGUUUAGGAUUAGGUACAGGUCUUUCAGAUGCGUAUCCUAAUUAUUUGGAGGAUUUUCGUUCUGCUCCUCAAUUGCUCUACGCUCAUCAUCGUACUACUCCCACUGAAGGGGGCUCCGAAAAACCUGCAGCAAAUGUUAGGACUGCUCAUCAGUCAACCAAUCCUCAGCCGCCUGCACCAGGUUACACAUUUCUUGGCACACCACAAUCGAGGCCUGGUUAUCCUCCACUUGGUGGUCAUUUCAUGCCUCCUCCUCCUCAUCAUCAAGGAACUUUGAUGGAUGCAAGUUCCCCACUCUACCAGCAGUAUUUGCAAGCUGGGGUGCUGCAUCAAGGACUUUUAGCGCCCGGCGCGUAUCCACCACCGGGUUACCUUAGUAUACGUCAGCCAUACGAUCCAAUGUCGAGAUCAUUCUAUUAAUGAAAACCAUAAACAAGAAUUCGACAAAAUUAACCAAAGACAAUUUUAAUAAUCUGUAGAUAAAUGUGUAUAGUUCCCCAUCCCACGAAGAAACAACAACAUAUUUUAUCAUCAUUAUAUAUAUACAUAUAUAAUUG
This is a messenger RNA of Nicrophorus vespilloides, 7027 nucleotides long. RefSeq lists its product as uncharacterized. Gene Ontology annotation, molecular function: protein binding. NCBI's taxonomy places the organism in Eukaryota, Metazoa, Arthropoda, Insecta, Coleoptera, Silphidae. Gene Ontology annotation, biological process: chromatin remodeling. The record is from RefSeq and is a predicted model, not a curated record. The transcript has 12 exons. Gene Ontology annotation, cellular component: CERF complex. The coding region runs from base 591 to 6890 and encodes 2099 amino acids.